AUGAGUCCACUCGAAGUCGAGCCUACCAAGGCCAACAUUGGCGUCUUUACGAACCCAGCCCAUGACCUUUGGAUCCGCGAAACCGAGCCGACGGUAGAAAGCGUCAAGAAGGCCGAGGGCUUGAAUAAAGGGGAGGUCACGAUUGCCAUCAAGAGCACUGGUAUCUGCGGAUCCGACGUUCACUUCUGGCACCAUGGCUGUAUUGGACCUAUGAUUGUGGAAGGCGAACACGUCCUGGGACACGAAUCUGCCGGCCAAGUCGUCGCAGUACAUCCAUCUGUGACACACCUUCAGGUUGGGGAUCGCGUCGCAAUCGAGCCCAACGUCAUUUGCAACGAAUGUGAACCGUGCUUGACCGGUCGAUACAAUGGUUGCGAGAAGGUCCAAUUUCUGUCCACACCACCUGUGCCCGGACUGCUGAGGCGCUAUGUGAACCACCCAGCCAUAUGGUGUCACAAGAUCGGGAACAUGACGUAUGAGAACGGGUCAAUGCUGGAGCCACUGAGCGUUGCCUUAGCUGGCUUGCAAAGAGCCAAAGUCGAGCUCGGAGACCCGGUUUUGGUGUGCGGUGCAGGUCCCAUUGGACUAAUCACCCUGCUCUGCGCCAAAGCUGCUGGCGCCUGUCCCUUGGUCAUUACCGACAUCGAUGAAGGACGACUGAAAUUUGCAAAGGAUAUCUGCCCGUCAGUGAUAACACACAAGGUGGAGCGCAUAAGCGCAGAAGACUCAGCCAAGGCGCUCGUGGCUUCUUUCGGCGGCAUAGAGCCAACCGUGGCUAUCGAGUGCACUGGGGUCGAGAGCAGUAUAGCGGCUGCCAUUUGGGCCGUCAAAUUCGGCGGAAAGGUGUUUGUGGUCGGAGUAGGAAAGAAUGAGAUGAACUUCCCCUUCAUGCGGUGCAGCACGCGAGAGGUUGAUCUGCAAUUCCAAUACCGAUACUGCAAUACCUGGCCCCGAGCCAUUCGCCUUGUGGAGAAUGGUGUAAUCGAUCUUACGAAGCUUGUUACCCAUCGCUUCAAGCUAGAAGACGCAUUGGACGCAUUCAAAACCGCGGCCGACCCAAAGACAGGAGCAAUCAAGGUGCAAAUCCAGAACACCUCCUCACGACUGCCUGUGAGCUCCUUCAUCCACCAUACUCAGCCCAAUAUGUCCUUGAUGGCAGUCACCCGCCCGGUGCUCCGGCAGUCUGGAGCUCUGAGCCGCAUGGCCGCCCGCAGGUUCGAAUCGAGUGUCACGGCAAAGGGUGCCGAAGCCGCGAAGGAGACUGCUUCAAAGGCUGCCUCCAAGACCUCGUCAACGGCUUCGAAUGCUACGGCAAAGGCUACUGAGGCCGCAAAAGAGACUAUCACCAAGACCUCGUCGACCGCUGCCGAAUACACAGCCAAGGCAUCCCAAGGUCUGUCUCGAGUCACCUCAGCUGCGGGACCGGCCAUCUCGGGCGCCGCCAAGGGUCUUGCGAACUCCCUGGGCAAGGUCGGUGGCCGCACAGGAAGACUGGUUGGCUUCGUUGAGAGACAAGUUCCCCACGUUAUCUACUACUCCAAGGUCGGAGCAGAAAUGUCCAAGAUUGUUUUCCACGGCCAAAAGAUGUCCCCGCCAUCCGUUCAGACUGUUCAGAGCUACUGGCAACGUGCCCUGAACCAACAGCCGGCUUCCAUCAUCCAACAAGCCAGGAACGUGAGCCGCGCCCAGCUGAUUGCGGGUGGUGUUGUCGUUGCCGAGUGCCUGGGCUUCUUCACUGUUGGUGAAAUGCUCGGUCGAUUCAAGAUCAUUGGAUACCACGGCGAGGGCACCGCCGCUCAUCACUAA
Molecule: messenger RNA, 1806 nt
Organism: Pseudomassariella vexata
Lineage: Eukaryota; Fungi; Ascomycota; Sordariomycetes; Amphisphaeriales; Pseudomassariaceae
Product: putative sorbitol dehydrogenase
Exons: 6
Coding region: 1-1806 (601 amino acids)
Biological process (GO): D-sorbitol catabolic process; proton motive force-driven ATP synthesis
Molecular function (GO): proton transmembrane transporter activity; L-iditol 2-dehydrogenase (NAD+) activity
Source: RefSeq, a predicted model, not a curated record